AUGAUGAACUUUUUAUUCGGGCGCAAGUCGCCAGCAGAGGCCCUCAGAGCUCACCAAAGAGCACUGAACAAGGCACAGCGAGAACUGGACCGCGAAAGGAUGAAGUUGGAGCAGCAGGAGAAGAAGAUCAUUCAAGAUAUCAAAAAGGCCGCCAAGGCUGGGCAAAUGAACGCUGCCAAGGUGAUGGCCAAGGAUCUUGUCAGGACUCGCCGGUACAUUCAAAAGUUUUAUCAGAUGAAGACACAAUUGCAGGCUGUCGGUCUUCGUAUUCAGGGUCUCCGCUCGAACCAACAAAUGGCUGAGGCAAUGAAGGGCGCGACAAAGGCUAUGGGCGCUAUGAACCGCAACAUGAACCUGCCUCAGAUUCAGCAUAUCAUGAUGGAGUUUGAGAAGGAGAGCGAGAUCAUGGAUAUGAAGGAGGAGAUGAUGUCGGAUACCAUUGACGAAGCCAUGGAAGAAGAAGAGGACGAGGAGGAACAGGACGCCAUUGUAAAUCAAGUCCUGGACGAGAUUGGAAUCAACCUCGAUGAUAUCCUUGCUUCUACUCCAGGAACCGCAAUCAAGACACCAGGAGGCACUGGCAAGGAGCGUGUCGCCCAGGCAGAGGGCAUGUCUGCUGACGAUGCGGCGCUUCAGGCUCGUUUGGACAAUCUUCGCAGGGAAUAA
Messenger RNA from Linnemannia hyalina, 666 nucleotides. NCBI's taxonomy places the organism in Eukaryota, Fungi, Mortierellomycota, Mortierellomycetes, Mortierellales, Mortierellaceae. The record is from the annotation of a GenBank genome assembly.